UCAAGGAGUCGAGCGACUGAGUUUCUCAUUAAAUAAUUCGCAAUAUAGUUUAAUUUCGCCGUCGUCGACUAGGCAAAUGAUAUUUUAUUCAUGGACUGCCUGUGAAUCUAUGGAAUUCAGAAUCAUAGACAAAUGACAACACAUCAUUAUUGACAUUUAUAUUUCAAUAUUAUGUAGAAUUAAAUUGUUCAAGUUAAAUAAAAUAAAAAAUAUGGAAAAUAAAAAAACUAAGAAGACCAAGACUAUCCAUAUGAGAUACCCUGCCCCAUAUUCCUGGUCACAAACUGGACCAUACGAGAGAAAGCCAAGCACCAUGAAGAAAUCUGUUUCGUAUGACAACAAAAAUAAAUACUCGAAGACAAAAGCUCCACCAAAGUGCUGUGACCCUUACGCUCCUCAUCUGAAAUACGGAAUUUUCCACCGGAAGAACUCAAAAGAAAUUGAGUCAUCGAAAAUCAGUCUGAAUAAAACUACCUCUGAACAAAUAUCCAAGGAGGGAUACAUUAAAAGCCCAGACGAGCCGUAUUUUAUAAUUCGCCCUCUGAACAAACGCCACACCAAACAUUUGUCCGUCUCUGAAGUAUUGCAUGUGGAUAUUCAACCAAGAAUACGAAAAUCACCAAUGAGAGCUAGUUCAUCUAUUCGAUUUCAUAAAUAAUCGGUAUUCUGUGGCGUGAGCAUGCAAAACGAAAUAGCGCGUUUAUUAUAAUUGACAAAACAAUAAAUGCACAGAUCAAGUAGAGUUAAAAAUAAGUAAAAAUAUUAUAAACGUUCACACAUAUGUAAAUAACCGUAAACGAUGGAUGAGGAAAUAAUAUUGUAGGUAUUGCACAGCAAUCAAAAUCAAUGUCUUUCGUUUUAUGUUUAUACUCUUGACAAAAAUAAAAGAAUUGGUGCUUCCAAAUUGGUGACAAUAAAUGGUAAAAAAUAUAUUAACGAGAAAUAAUGACGAAUGUUAUUAAUGGUACAUUGUUUUAAAUAGACAAUAUAUUUUGUGAUCUGUGGAGUAUACCACGUACAUACAAUGUAUAUUUUAAUUCAUUUUCUUUCUAUUACGGGACCGAAGUUGUCGUAUCCAAUUUUUUAAAUUAAAGUCUUUUGAAAUGAACGUUGUUUGAGUUAUUUAUACAUUUAUUAUAGUUUCUAAGUUAUUAUAAUGAGAAUAAACACAAUUUUAAGUAGAUAGAUUUUGCAGGUGUUGCUUAUCGUAGCCAUAACGUAACCAUAGAAUAUAUUACUCUGACGUGCUUGUAAC
Molecule: messenger RNA, 1255 nt
Organism: Pieris napi
Lineage: Eukaryota; Metazoa; Arthropoda; Insecta; Lepidoptera; Pieridae
Exons: 5
Coding region: 212-658 (148 amino acids)
Source: RefSeq, a predicted model, not a curated record